Molecule: messenger RNA, 762 nt
Organism: Echinococcus granulosus
Lineage: Eukaryota; Metazoa; Platyhelminthes; Cestoda; Cyclophyllidea; Taeniidae
Product: NEDD8-conjugating enzyme UBE2F
Exons: 3
Coding region: 1-762 (253 amino acids)
Source: RefSeq, a predicted model, not a curated record
AUGCUUCGUUUGGCUGACAAAAUUCGUCAAAGGCAGCAGGGCCAAAUUUCGAAUGAACCAGAUUCAGUUUCCUCACCCUCUAUAAGAAAUGCUUCCAUCCGUGAUAGACUCCUAGCACAGGAGCUCACAGACCUAAAAUCCAAUUUAUCACAACACUGCCGUCUGCGUUAUCCCGACCCCGAUAAGCUCCACGAAUUUGAAAUAAUUAUCUCUCCAGUAGAUGGAUUUUGGGCAAAGGGUCACUUUCAUUUUGAGUUUACUGUCCCUGAAGGUUACAAUCACGUCCCUCCAAUCGUAAAGUGUACUACCAGAAUCUGGCAUCCAAAUAUUGAUGAGGAGGGAAGGAUUUGUCUUAGUCUUCUAAGACCAAGUUCACUCGAUUCUUCUGGCUGGGCUCCCACUAGGAAGUUAUCCGAUGUGAUAUGGGGCUUGGAAUCAUUAUUUUCUGAUCUUUGUGACUUCAACGACGCACUAAAUACGAAUGCCGCCGAAGAAUACAUCCGUGACCCAGAAUCCUUUAAACGUACUUUGGCGUAUGUGCACACAGGCUCUAAACCCGCUCUUUCAGGCACUGUGUCGGUUUGGCAGAGUAAAAGGCCACAGGAUCCAUCUCAUCCGAAACCUCCAACAUCAAACGAAUGUCCCAGCGAAGCCCACGUCAAACGUCGUGUUGAGGUCUUCUCAACCGCUAGCUGCUGCAACAGAAUCUUCUCCCUACAAGGUUCAAGAAUACUAUGGUUUCUCACAAUAUUCCUUCGUUGA